This is a messenger RNA of Penaeus monodon (black tiger shrimp), 818 nucleotides long. RefSeq lists its product as uncharacterized. The record is from RefSeq and is a predicted model, not a curated record. NCBI's taxonomy places the organism in Eukaryota, Metazoa, Arthropoda, Malacostraca, Decapoda, Penaeidae. The transcript has 3 exons. Bases 90 to 617 code for a protein of 175 amino acids.
CGCUCGGUAUAAAUAUCGCGCUCUGCCAGGAACCGUCAUCACACUCGUCCUCUUCCUGCUCCGGAACACAAGCAGACUCCACCACCAUCAUGAAUUCUCGCGUGUUUGUCGCUCUCCUCCUGUGCGGCCUCUGGGCCUCCUCCGAGUCUCUGCUCCUUCUGGGAACCACCGCCGCAGCCGGGACCAUCGCCGCUACCACUAUCACUGCUUCUGCAGCAGCAGCUUUGGGCGUGGGCGCCCUUGCGGUGCUCAAGGGAGUACUCGUCGGGAAACUUCUGAAGAGUCGUUACAGGAGGGACGUCGAUUCCAUGGAGGAGGACGUUGCAACAGAAAUUGCUGUGGCACAGGAGAUGGAUUCAGCUGGUUGCGUGGCCAAGCUUUUGUGCGAAAUCGAGUCCAUGUCCGCUGAACAGCUCACGCCAGCCAUGUCCACCUUCAAGACCGCCUUCGAGAACAAGCAAAACCUCAAGGGCUCCCGAGGCGUCUACGAUCUGGCCAUCACCUUCGGAUCCAAGUUCGCCAAGAAAGACGCCAAGGCCUGCAGCGUCCUUUUCGACAAGUGCGUCCUCUCCAGAGAGGAUCUCUCCUUCAUGCUGGAUUCCACCUUCUCAUGCUAGUCAUGAGCACCACCUUAGACUAAGCACCUCACAAUCACAUCAUCACACACACACACGCAGCGGAGUCAUCACUGUGACCAUAGGUAGCUUUCAGACCGUCACUGACAGGACCUGAGAUUUACAGUGAAUGUCAAGAGUGUUCACGUUAUUACUCAUCUUUUGCUUACCAUGAGAUUAAAUAAACCAUAAUUCUCCAAGAAA